Messenger RNA from Bufo bufo (common toad), 698 nucleotides. RefSeq names its product centromere protein S (gene CENPS). NCBI's taxonomy places the organism in Eukaryota, Metazoa, Chordata, Amphibia, Anura, Bufonidae. The coding region runs from base 89 to 502 and encodes 137 amino acids. The transcript is spliced from 5 exons. Gene Ontology annotation, molecular function: chromatin binding; protein heterodimerization activity. The record is from RefSeq and is a predicted model, not a curated record. Gene Ontology annotation, cellular component: FANCM-MHF complex; Fanconi anaemia nuclear complex. Gene Ontology annotation, biological process: resolution of meiotic recombination intermediates; replication fork processing.
AGUUUGAUCCAUUUCGGGACCCGUACUACUUCGGACUUUUGGCGGUAAAGUGCGCAGUUUGUGACAGCUCGGAGUACUCAGUGGCGUCAUGGCGGAGGAUGACGCUCAGCGGCUGUCUCAUACUCAGCGUUUGAAGGCUGCGGUUCAUUAUACCGUGGGGAGUCUCUGCCAAGAGAUCGCUGAGGACAAACAGGUAAACUACAGCAAGCAAGCUAUUGCAGCGAUCUCAGAAGUCACCUUCAGACAAUGUGAAACAUUCGCAAAGGACCUUGAGAUGUUUGCACGGCACGGAAAAAGGAGCACGAUUAACAUGGACGACGUGAAACUGCUGUCCAGGCGCAGCCGAUCACUGUACGCACACAUCUCUAGCUACAGCAAUGAAAUUGCCGCCAGCAACCAAGAGCAGAAGGAGAAAAGAAAGAAGAAAUCUGUUAGCACUGGGAAGAGGCAUUCAGGUGGAGAUUCUGCAGUGGCAGAAGGCGAGGACCACAACAUGGAAUAAAGGAGUCAUAUGCUGUACCCUUGUGGUACAUAAUGUAAUAUUCAUGGUAUUUCUAUCUGACCUGUGUCACUGCAGUGUCUCAUCCAGGCAUGGUGUAAAUAUAAUGAGAAUUACUGCCCCAGGUGUAAUGUACCACUACCUACAUAAAUAAUUGUCAGCUCCCAUUCAAGAUAAAUGACAAAACAUCUUUAUUGAA